This is a messenger RNA of Candidula unifasciata, 2497 nucleotides long. NCBI's taxonomy places the organism in Eukaryota, Metazoa, Mollusca, Gastropoda, Stylommatophora, Geomitridae. The record is from the annotation of a GenBank genome assembly.
AUGUCCAACAUAACAGACGUGGCAGCCAGGGAGAUCAAGGUGCUGGAGACGGCAGAAGAUAUCCAGGCAAGGAGAGAUGAAGUGUUGGGCCGCUAUGCAGCAUUCAAGGCUGCUUGUCGUGACCGCAAGCACAACCUUGAGGAUUCCCGCAGAUACCAGUACUUUAAACGUGAUGCAGAUGAGCUGGAGUCAUGGAUUCUGGAGAAGCUUCAGACUGCAUCUGAUGAGAGCUACAAGGACCCUACCAACCUACAGGCCAAAAUCCAGAAGCACCAAGCUUUCGAAGCUGAAGUUGCAGCUCAUGCCAAUGCCAUUGACACCUUGGAUGAAGUGGGCAAUGAAAUGAUCAGCGAUGGCCACUUUGCCUCUGAAAUUAUCCAGGACCGACUGGAAGAGCUGCAUCGCCUGUGGGCACUGCUACUUGCUAGAUUGGCUGAGAAGGGAACAAAACUGCAGCAGGCUCUGAAACUGGUCCAGUUCAUGAGGGAGUGCCGUGAGGUCAUGUUCUGGAUCAAUGACAAGGAUGCUUUUGUGACAUCAGAGGAGUUUGGAACAGACCUGGAGCAUGUGGAGGUCCUGCAAAAAAAAUUUGAUGAGUUCCAGAAGGAUCUUCAGAACCAUGAAGACAAGGUGGCAGAAGUCAAUAGCCUGGCAGAGCAGCUGAUUGCUGAUGAACAUCCUGAGGAAGAGACCAUUAAACAGAAACAACAGGAAGUAAAUGAAGCUUGGCAUCGUCUGCGCCAGUUGUCGUUGUUGAGACAGGAAAGAUUGUUUGGUGCUCACGAGAUACAGAGGUUUAACAGAGAUGCUGAUGAGACAAUCUCCUGGAUCCAGGAGAAAGACACAGUGUUGUCCACCGAUGACUAUGGUCGGGACCUGGCAAGUGUGCAGACUCUGCAGAGAAAGCACGAAGGGGUGGAGAGAGACCUAGCUGCCUUAGAAGAAAAGGUGAUUGCACUGACCACUGAGGCUGACCGUCUCAAGGAAAUCCACAGGGACCAGGCUCCCCAGAUACAGGACAAGCAGCAGGAGAUUGGAGAGAACUGGAAGAAACUUAAGGCUAAGGCGACCGAGCGCAAGAGAAGGCUGGACGAUUCCUACUACCUGCAGAGGUUCCUGGCUGAUUUCAGAGACCUAGUGUCCUGGGUCACUGACAUGAAGGCUGUUAUCUCGGCUGAUGAAUUGGCUAAAGAUGUGGCUGGAGCAGAGGCUCUUUUGGACAGGCAUAAUGAGCAUAAGGGAGAGAUUGAUGCUAGAGAGGACAGCUUCCAGAGCACAACUGAAGCAGGAACUAAGCUGGUGCAGUCUAACCACUUUGCAGCUGAUGAAGUCAAAGAAAAGCUGUCAGUACUGAGCCAUGAGAAGCACACUCUGCUGGAGUUAUGGGAAGAGAGGCGAGUUCUGUAUGAGCAGUGCAUGGACCUGCAGCUUUUCCUAAGGGACACUGAGCAGGCAGAUACCUGGAUGACCAAGCAAGAGGCUUUCCUGGUCAAUGAUGAUCUUGGGGACUCGCUGGAUAGUGUUGAGGCACUGCUGAAAAAGCACGGGGACUUUGAAAAGUCUCUUGCAGCACAGGAAGAGAAGAUCAAGGCUCUGGAUGACUUUGCAACCAAACUCAUUGACAGCGAGCAUUAUGCUUCUGAAGAUGUUGCAGCCAGGCGAGAUCAGCUUCUGCGCAGACGGGAUGCCUUGUAUGAGAAGUCAGCCGGCCGCCGCCACAUGCUGGAGCAGUCCUAUGAGUUCCAGAUCUUUGAGAGGGACUGUGAUGAGACCAAAGGCUGGAUCAAUGAGAAGCUGAAGACUGCCUCCGAUGAGAACUACCUGGAUCCAACUAAUCUACAGACAAAGCUACAGAAGCACCAGAAUUUUGAAGCUGAGGUGGUGGCUAACGAAAGUCGUAUUGAGAGUAUCCGAACCACGGGCAGGCAGCUCAUUGAGAAAGACCACUAUGCCAAGGGACCCAUUAGAGAACGAGUUGCUGAAAUUGAGAACCUGUGGGCAACCCUACAGUCACAAACUGAAAAGAAAGGCAACAAGCUGAAGGAAGCUGCUCACCAGCAGCAGUUCAAUCGUAGCGUGGAAGAUGUGGAGUCGUGGUUAACUGAAAUUGAGAACUCUCUUAUAUCAGAAGAUUAUGGAAAGGACUUGACCAAUGUCCAGAAUCUGCAGAAGAGGCAUGCUCUCAUUGAGGCAGAUGUUUUGGCACAUCAAGACCGAUUGGACCAGCUGCAGGCUCAGGCCACUCUCUUUCAGAAUGGUGACCAUUUCGACAAAGACAACAUCCGGGACAAACACCAGGAAGUGGUAGAAAGAUACAGGAAACUAAUGGCUCCAAUAACUCAGCGUAAACAGAAGCUAAACGAGGCUCUCACUCUUCAGCAGUUCCUGCGCGAUGUUGAGGAUGAGGAGGAUUGGAUCCGGGAGAAGGAACCGAUUGCUUCCUCCACCAAUAGAGGUGAGUGGCUAAACCCAGGGGCUCGUCUACCUAAAGACACGA